GCAAGACCAGGACGAAAGACAAGUACCGGGUGGUGUACACGGACCACCAGCGCCUGGAGCUGGAGAAGGAGUUUCACUACAGCCGCUACAUCACCAUCCGCCGCAAGGCAGAGCUGGCCGCUGCCCUUGGGCUCACCGAACGGCAGGUGAAAAUCUGGUUUCAAAAUCGGAGGGCAAAGGAGAGGAAAGUGAACAAAAAGAAGAUGCAGCAGCAAAGCCAGCCCACCAGCACCACCACGCCGACUCCGCCGGCCAUCGGCACACCGGGACCCAUCGGAGGCCUCUGCAGCAGCAGCGCCCCGAACCUCAUCUCCUCGUCUCCGCUGACAAUCAAGGAGGAAUUCAUGCCUUAA
This is a messenger RNA of Phaethon lepturus (White-tailed tropicbird), 353 nucleotides long. It is a transcript of the gene CDX1, whose product is annotated as caudal type homeobox 1. Gene Ontology annotation, cellular component: nucleus. The record is from RefSeq and is a predicted model, not a curated record. Lineage: Eukaryota; Metazoa; Chordata; Aves; Phaethontiformes; Phaethontidae. The transcript is spliced from 2 exons. Gene Ontology annotation, biological process: animal organ morphogenesis; regulation of transcription by RNA polymerase II; cell differentiation. The annotation marks the transcript as partial. Gene Ontology annotation, molecular function: DNA-binding transcription factor activity, RNA polymerase II-specific; RNA polymerase II transcription regulatory region sequence-specific DNA binding.